AUGGAGGACGCCGGCAAGGCUGCGGUGCCGCUGCUUACCUCUGCUCAGCAGCUGGGGGUGUCGGCCGAAGUCGCGGCCAAGGCGGCGGGGAGCGGCGCCGGCGGCUUUUGCACCCCGCUGCUCGGCGGCGGCGCGCCGUUUGGCGCCGCUGCCCAGCUGGCCGGCGCCGCAGACGCAGGCCAGGGUGACGUUGGCGAUGGGGAGGCGGCCAGCGGCCUGUUCGCGGGGCCCGGCUGGGGCGAGGGCGGCGUCCAGCCGCAGCCCGGCCCCCAAGGCGUUGCGGCCGGCGUGGUGUGCGGCGCGCGGCCCCAGGUUUGUGGCAUGGUGCUGGGCGGCUAUUACCCGGGCCUGCAGGGCGAGCUCAACGAACUUCGGCAGGCGGCGCAGGGCAAUGCGUCGUGGGAGCAAAUCGAGGACCCGCUGCUGGCAGCUGACAUGCUGUGCAAGGAGCGUGGACUGGAGGCGCGGGUGACCGCCGAGAAGCACCUGAUCAGGCUAGACACCAAGGCGGCCGCUGAGGCGAGCCUGCUGCCGUUCAAGCCCAGCGGGGUGGUGCUGGUGGACGUGCAGGACGCCCACGCCCCCAGGCAGGAGGUCCCCGACAAGAUUCACAAGCCCCGCUUGAGCAAGCAGCCGGGCCCACACUUUGGCCUGCGGCACAAGGCGGGGCGGGAGGAGCUGUGGUAUAGGUCUGGUGUCAAGCGUGAGCUGGUCCUGUGGAGCGUCGAGAUUGAGAUUCGAUACGUGGCCAAGGAACUGCAGCCCGCAGCCAACAGGGGCCACGGUGACGGCGGCGGGGACGGAGACGACGUCAACGACGACGAGGAGCUGGUGGUUGGCAAAUUCACGGCUGUGGGGCCUAAGCUGCUGGACGCAGCCAAGCGCGCUGCCUUCAGCCUGCUGGCCGGGAUGGCCGCAGGGACCCGCACUUUGCGGGACCCUCCUGCAUUCUGGCGCCUGGCUGACGCAUGCGACGACGAGGCGCAGCGCCUGGUCGAGGCGCAGCGCCGGAUGGAGGCGCCACAAAUGGCUGACACCCGGGGGCCUGGGACGGGCAAGAAACCGCGGCGCGCUCGCCAGUGA
Monoraphidium neglectum is the source of this 1083-nucleotide messenger RNA. RefSeq lists its product as hypothetical. The record is from RefSeq and is a predicted model, not a curated record. The transcript has 2 exons. Lineage: Eukaryota; Viridiplantae; Chlorophyta; Chlorophyceae; Sphaeropleales; Selenastraceae. Bases 1 to 1083 code for a protein of 360 amino acids.